AUGCAAUUUAACAUUGAUUUAAAUAUGACAUUAGAGAAGAUGAGAAAUCCUGAUCCUGAUUUAAGAUAUAUGGCAACCUCUGAUUUUAAUAAUAGUUUAAAUAAAAGUAAGGUAUUUAAAUUUGACCAAACUCAACAAAAACAUAUUGUUAUUGGUCUUUUAACAUUACUUACUGAUGAAACUAAUGAUGUUAAAGAUAUUGCUAUUAAAUGUAUGACAUCAUUCGCUCCAUAUAUCACAUCUGCUUUAUCAGUAAAAUUACUAUUAGAAAAAUUACAAACUAUUUUAUUAGACCCAGCUAAGAAAAUGGACAUUCAUAGAGAUGUUGCUGUUGAAGUUAUUAAACAGACUUUAAAAAUCUUUAUUAUUAAUAAAGAAUUUAAAUUAUUAUUGAACGAUAGUUUUUCUAUUCCAUUACUUAGUUUCUUUAAUCGUAAAGAAUUAACUGAUAUAUCUAUUGGAUAUAACUUAGAUGUGUUAGAUGUUAUUAUAACUAAAAAUGGUUCUACAUUAGAUAUAUCUAAUGUCAUUAAAACUCUUCUUCCUUAUAUUUCUAACGGUGUUUUUGCAAACAGAAGAAGAACAGUUCAAUGUAUUGCACAUCUUUCUAAAUAUGCUGAUGAUAAACAACUAGAAUUAAUUCUUAAUAAUUCUCUUACUGCUUUAAAGAAAUGUGUUGUUAAAGAACAAAUGAAAGUAUAUGUAACUUUGUUUUCAUCUGUUUGUGGUAUUAUUAAAGACAAAUUUGGACCUUUUGUUAAUAAUACUUUUGUUAUUUUAAAAGAAAAGUUUAUUGGAGCUGAAGAAGAUGUUGAUGAUGAUUUGAAGGAAGCUGUUUUGAAUACUUAUAAUGUUUUUCUUUUGUCUUGUCCAAGUAAACUUGGUGAAAUAGCUAAUGAGAUUUUAGGUGUUGCUUUAGAAUAUAUUCAAUAUGAUCCUAAUAGAUUUGAAUUUGAUGAAGAAGAUGGAGAAGCAAUGGAAGAAGAAGAGGAAGAAGAAGAUAUUUUUGAAGAUGAACAAGAUGUUACUUGGAAAUUAAGAAAAUUAGCAGGUGACUGCAUCAAUUCUAUUAUCCUCAAAAGAGAGGAUUUGUUUGAUAGAUUUAUAGAAGAAGGACUUUCAGUUGUUGUUAAAAGAAUGAAAGAAAGUGUUGAAAUAGUAUUAGAUAUUAUUUUAGGUAUUUAUUCAUUAACAAUAAAUACAAUUAAUAAUGGUCAUAAAGUAGUUCAUGAAAAGAUUACACAAACUAUUCCAACUGUUAUUUCUCAAAUAAACAUUAUUUUGAAUGGAAAGAAGUUUGUUGAGAAAUCAAAGAUUGAAUGUUUUAAGAUUAUUUCAGAACUCUCUAUAUUUGAUGGAGGUAUGUUGCUUAAAGAAAUUGGAAUAACACAAAAUGUCAUUACUGAAUUACUUAAGGCACCAAAAACACAUGUAGAAUUAUUAUUUGCUCUUUGUGAUUCAUUAAGAAAUUUAUUCAAAGUGAAAGGAACAAGUUCAAUAGAUAUUUCUAUUUCUCCAAUUCUUAUUUCAUUAUUUGAAAACAAGAAUUUUAGAAUUGCUAUUGAUGCAAUUAAAACUGAAAAUUCAUUAUUAGAAAAUACAGAUACUGUUGAAGAAGGAAAAGAGUUAAAUGUUGUAAAUAUUCUUAAUUCAUUAAUUAGUUUAAUUAAAUCAGAUAAAGAUCAUGAAGUUAAAGAACAAGCGAUUUAUUGCAUUGGAACAAUUAUUAAAAAGUUCAUUUCUAUACUACCAUUUGAUGCAUUGAAAGAGGCAUUUGAUGAACUUAUUUCAUUAUAUGAAAAUACUUUUUUGAAAGCACCUGCAUUAAUUGUAGUUGGAAAUACAAUUAAUUAUCAAAUUUUAAAUGUAUUAAAGAAUGCAGACAAAUUAUUCCUUCAAACCAUUCAACAAACACAACAAGCAACAAGACAAGUUAAAGUUACUUCAUUAAAUGCUUGUAAAAGUAUUUUAGAGUCAUAUCCUUCAAUUUCUAAUAAAACGAUAGAGUUAGCAUUACCAACCAUUUCUAGUUUUGUUUAUGAUAGUGAUAGUAGUAUUGUAGAAAUAUCUGUUAACAUUAUUUCUUUAUUUGCUAAGAAUGAAGAAUUAGUAAAUACAAUUCUAAAUAAUGUAUAUCGUAAAUUAGUAGAAAUUAGUAAAGGAAAUAAUGCACGUGAAAGUUUAGGUUCAUGUUUAAUGAAUAUAACUGCUAUUUUAGCCACUAAAGAAAAAAAGAAAGUUACUGAUAUGAUUAUGAAGAUUGAAAAUCAUAUUUAUUCUAAAGCUAAUUUAUAUUUAACUGGUUUAAUGCUUGCCGCUACUAAACCUGAAGUAUCAAUUCUUCUUAAAGAAGUUAAGGAUAGUGUAAAAAUUUUGAAAGCUAAUGUUAAUCAAUCAGUUGAAUUCUUUAAUUCAAUUGUUUUAUUAUAUGCUAUUGGACAAAUGGCUAUUAAUGGAGAGGUUGAAAAAGAAUCACUUCAAGAUAUUCUUGUUGAUUUACUUGAAGUUGAUAGUGACCCAGUUAGACAGGCUGCAUCUAUGGCACUUGGGUCUCUUCCAGGAGUUAUCCCAUUCUUAUUUGGAAAGUUACAAAAGAAGAAGAGUUUCUUCUUAAUGAGUGCAAUGAAAGAAGCUGUUAAGUAUACUGACAAAAGUGAAGUUGAAAAUAUAAUAAAACAACUCAUUUUACUUGGUUCUGAUGAUAAAAUUUUAUUACCAUUGUCUGAUUGUUUUGGUAAAUUAAUUUCUAUUGAUGCUGCAACUUAUGUACCACGAUAUUAUGUACCAGCACUAAAAGAUAAAAAUGGUAAUGCUGCAUUAAUUGGAUCAAUUAAAAAGACAUGUAUGAAUAAUUGUGAUGUUCAAUUAUUUGUUCCAUUAAUUCCUUUAGUUGUAUCAAGAUUAGGAGAUAAAACACCAGCAAUUAAAUGUGCAUUAUUUGCUGUUAUUUCAUAUUUAUUAAAUCAUGCACAAAAAGAAAUUUAUCCAUAUCUUAAUAAUAUUUUGGAAAAUGUUAUUGCACAAACUGCAGUUGAUCAAACUUAUAUUCUUAUUGCUAAAUUCGGUAAUUGUAAACAUAUUUCAGAUAAUGGUCUUGAUGCUAGAAAGGCAGUUUAUGAUUGUUUGAAUGUAUUGAUUGAUAAUUUCUUAAAUGAUCUUGAUUAUAAGAAAAUUGCAACAACAGUAUUAAAUGGUAUUGUUAAUGAUAAUGAUCAUGACAUUAAAUUACUCUGUUUCAAUUUAUUAACAAAGAUGGUUAUUCUUAAUCCUGACCCUAUGGUAGAAAAUAUUGAAGACUUUGUUCCAGAGAUGAGAAAGCUUAUUAGCAGUUCUUUAGAUGAAAAGAAUAAGGAUGUUGACCCACCAAAACAACAAGAACUUUCAAAGGCAGUUUGCAGAUUUAUUGCUAAAGUUUCUGCCCAUCCAUUGGCAAAUGUAAGUGUUCAAUUUGAGAAGUUAUUUAAUGAUAUUAUGAAUAGUUUGAAAAUGGGACCAAUAUUUAAAUCAAUGGUUUAA
This is a messenger RNA of Entamoeba nuttalli P19, 3516 nucleotides long. Its product is annotated as transcription enhancer protein, putative. The transcript has a single exon. Gene Ontology annotation, biological process: protein ubiquitination; SCF complex assembly. Lineage: Eukaryota; Evosea; Mastigamoebida; Endamoebidae. Gene Ontology annotation, cellular component: nucleus. The coding region runs from base 1 to 3516 and encodes 1171 amino acids. The record is from RefSeq and is a predicted model, not a curated record.